Messenger RNA from Sphaeramia orbicularis (orbiculate cardinalfish), 3425 nucleotides. It is a transcript of the gene aasdh, whose product is annotated as aminoadipate-semialdehyde dehydrogenase. The record is from RefSeq and is a predicted model, not a curated record. Lineage: Eukaryota; Metazoa; Chordata; Actinopteri; Kurtiformes; Apogonidae. Gene Ontology annotation, biological process: amino acid activation for nonribosomal peptide biosynthetic process. Gene Ontology annotation, molecular function: protein binding. The coding region runs from base 98 to 3370 and encodes 1090 amino acids. The transcript has 14 exons.
GCCCUCAAAAUGAAAACAAAACAUGCCAUAGCCUUUCACUGAAUAACGUACACGUUACACAGUGCUGGGUGAACAGUGUCAGAGUCGUUAGUUGAGAAUGACUCUGCAGGAGCUUGUUGCCCAGGCUGCAUCCGUCCACCGUGACCGAACAGCUGUGACAUACUGCAGCUCUGUGUCGGGGAAAUGGAGUUCUCUUCUGUACGGGGACCUGUCUACACUUGCCGAAGAACUGUCUUGUAUUUUUAAGCAGAGUUGUUCUUCCAGUAAGGGUGUGAUCGGGCUGUACUGCUCCGAUGACUUGUUUGUACCAGUCUGGAUUCUGGGAAUCCUACAGUGUCCUGCCGCUUAUGUCCCACUGGACCCAGAUGCUCCUGGACUCCUGUCCACCAGAGUCAUUCACCAGUGUGGACUGAAGUACUGUGCUGUGCAGACUGACCUCCUGAAGAAAUUUCAGGAAACCCUCAUCAAAUACAUAGUGGUGGAGGUUUGUGAGGAGUUGCCCAAGUUCCAACUCACACUGAUAAGAGUCGAGCCAUUACCGGUUUCUAAGCAGAAUGAAGGAACUGAACGUAUUAGAGCUCUGACAGUCAGUGGUGCUGAUCUCACGGACUCAUCUGCAGCAGUGAAAGACACAAUGAAGGUUGAUCUGGCGUAUGUGCUUCACACAUCUGGAACAACAGGCAUUCCAAAGAUUGUGAGGGUCCCACACAAGUGUAUACUCCCCAACAUACUGCAUCUGAGAUCAUUGUUUCAGAUGAAUGAAAAGGAUGUGGUGUUUCUCGCCUCACCCUUAACCUUUGACCCCUCUGUGGUGGAUAUCUUCCUUGCCUUAUCCUGUGGAGCUCAGCUGCUCAUUGUUCCUUCUGUGAUCAAGAAAAUACCCAGUCGACUGUCUCAACUGUUGUUUACAGAUCACAAGACAACUGUCCUACAGGUCACACCGACUCUGCUGGGCCGCUUUGGACACCAUAUCCUGAAACAUCAUGUAUUGGCGUCUGGUUCCUCGUUGCGUGUUUUGGCUUUGGGUGGAGAGGCCUGUCCAUCACCCGCUCUAUUGUCUUCUUGGAGGCACGAGGACAACAAAAGCCAAAUCUAUAAUAUCUAUGGGAUCACAGAGGUUUCCUGCUGGGCCUGCUGCUACAAAAUCCCAGAGUCUUCACUGCAGUCAAAUGACUUAACUUGCAGUACAGUCGUCUCUGUGCCUCUGGGGACUCCUCUGAUGGACACAGUGGUGGAAGUCAGAGAUGAACAUGACUGCGUGGUUACAGAGGGGGAAGGACAGGUGUUUAUAGGUGGAGAACAUAGAGUGUGUCUCCUGGAUGAUGAGGAGGUUGUUGUGCCGUGGACGAUGAGAGCCACUGGAGACUGGGUGAAUGUUGUGGACUCCCAGCUUUACUACCUGGGACGACGAGACCGGAUGAUUAAACGCCACGGAAAACGGGUCAACUUGGACAGUUUGCAGCAGCUCAUAAUGACGCUUCCUCUGGUGGAGGCCUGUGUAGUUGGACUACAUGAAGACCUUCGACUGCUGGCUUUUGUUGUGACGUCCACAUCUGGAGGACAGAAAGCAGCCUCUCUGUUCCCAUCUGUGCAGCGUCAGGCAGAUUUCCACCGCUCCUCUGUUAAACACCAGCAGGAGGACGUGGGAGGUGCAGAUGGAGAUGUGAGCAGACUCAUUCUGAAGCAGCUGUCAGAGCUGCUGCCCUCCUACAGCGUACCAGACACACUGCUGAUGGUCCCGGCUUUGACCCUGACCCCUCACGGCAAAGUAGACUUGGAUGCACUAAUGAAAAUAUACCAAAGACAGACGAAGAGUUUACAGGCCAGUUCUUCACAGGGAGAUUUUGCAAGAUUAAAGCAGCAUCUGCAGUCUGUGUGGCAGGGGACUCUGGGCCUUUCUGCAGAUGUCCCCGUUGAUGAUGAAUCCAACUUCCUGCUCAGUGGAGGAGACUCCCUGAAGGCGUUACUUCUCCAUGAAGACAUCCUCACUACUGUGGGGGUGACGUCACCAGAGCUUUUGGAGAUCAUACUUGAUGGGACUUUCUCUGAUGUAGCGCGGCACAUCGCUAUGGUAACACUGAAAAAAGAGACACUUGAAAAAAGCCCCUCAUCCCUUUCUGAGACGAAGAAACGGCGCACAGAUCCUUCAUCUGCAGCUCCAGCAAAGAGAGACCGCAGGGACUUAAAGAGUCUGCAGACCAAUGCAAAUGUGUUGGGGAAACGGGUUGUUAAAGUUCUAAGAAGAGCUAGCGAGGUGGUAGAACUUCAAAGCAGAGAUGAGAAGUUUCAAGCGGAGUCGUUUGGAGAGACUAGUGCCUCUGUGUCUCUGGGACUCAGUCUGAGCUGGUCCUCAGACACAGGCAGAUGUGUGGACGCCUCCCCAGUGCUUCUAGUACAAGACGGGACCAAAACGAUAGUGUUCAUCGGCUCCCACUCCCACAGGAUGCAGGCUUUAGACCUGGACACGGGCAGCGUCCAAUGGGAGCGAGUUCUGGGGGACAGAAUCGAGGCCUCGGCUGCAGUUUCCCACUGUGGGACUGUUGUGAUUAUAGGUUGCUAUGAUGGAUGUGUGUAUUUCUUGUGUGCUGCGUCUGGAGAGACUCAUUGGGUGUUUGAGACUGAGGAUGCAGUGAAAUGCUCUCCGGCUGUAGAUCCACUCACAGGUCUGGUGGUAGUGGGCUCACAUGAUGGGUAUGUUUAUGCCCUGGACCAUAAGGAUCAGAAAUGUGCAUGGAAGCAUCACUGUGGCGGUGGGGCUGUGUUUUCUUCCCCCUUCCUUCAUCCCUCACACAGACGUCUGUACGUGGCCUCACUGGGAGGUCGUCUGUUCUGCAUAAACCCUGACAGUGGAGAAGCCCUGUGGUCUGUCUGUAGAGACUCCCCAUUUUUUUCAUCACCGAUCGCAUCCUCUCAUCACAUUGUGAUCGGCUCGGCGGAUGGAAACAUCUGCUGCUUUAGCGUUGCAGGAGAACCGCUUUGGCAGUUUGUGACAAAAGAAGCCGUGUUCUCGUCGCCGUCCCUGACACCCAACCAGCAGAGGGUCAUAUGUGGAUCCCACGAUGGCCGCCUGUACUGUAUAAACUGCACUGACGGCUCUUUGGCCUGGACGUUCCAGACCACAGGCCGGGUUUACUCCAGCCCGUGUGUGUUUGACGGAGCCACUGUGGGCAGGACAGGGAUCCUGGUGGCAAUAGCCUCCACAGAUGGAACAGUCUGGAUCCUGGAUGGUCAUGACGGACAAAUGCUGGCCUUGUACACUCUUCCUGGGGAGCUGUUUUCAUCCCCAGUUGUGUUCAAACAAUCCCUCAUUAUCGGGUGCCGCAAUGACUAUGUGUGUUGUUUGAAACUUAAUUUUAAAGAGGAAACAUAGAGGGACCAAAUGUUAUUUAGCUUUAUCUUAAUACUAAUAAAACUGAUUGUUUUCA